Messenger RNA from Diospyros lotus (date-plum), 737 nucleotides. Its product is annotated as histone H3.2. The transcript has a single exon. Bases 81 to 491 code for a protein of 136 amino acids. NCBI's taxonomy places the organism in Eukaryota, Viridiplantae, Streptophyta, Magnoliopsida, Ericales, Ebenaceae. The record is from RefSeq and is a predicted model, not a curated record. Gene Ontology annotation, cellular component: nucleosome. Gene Ontology annotation, molecular function: structural constituent of chromatin; DNA binding; protein heterodimerization activity.
CCCUUUCUUCAUCCCCAAACAGCACAAACCCUACCCAUCCUCCUCCUCCCUCCUUUGCUCUCUGUUCGUCUCUCUCUGUAAUGGCACGUACAAAGCAAACAGCAAGGAAAUCAACCGGCGGCAAGGCGCCGAGGAAGCAGCUGGCGACGAAGGCCGCACGGAAGUCCGCUCCGGCGACAGGUGGAGUGAAGAAGCCGCACAGGUUCAGGCCCGGGACGGUGGCGUUGAGGGAGAUCAGGAAGUACCAGAAGAGCACGGAGCUGUUGAUCCGGAAGCUGCCGUUCCAGCGGCUGGUCCGAGAGAUCGCUCAGGACUUCAAGACCGAUCUCCGCUUCCAGAGCAGCGCCGUCGCCGCCCUCCAGGAGGCGGCGGAGGCGUACUUGGUCGGGCUUUUUGAGGACACGAACUUGUGCGCGAUUCAUGCCAAGAGAGUCACGAUUAUGCCCAAGGAUAUUCAGCUUGCCAGGAGGAUUCGAGGCGAGAGGGCUUGAUUUCUGGAUUCUUUUAGCAUCUUGGAGAUUUGGACUCUUUUUUUUUUUUUUCUAGGGCUUUCGUUGUAAGAUCUAGAAAAUAUCAGAACUGAAAAAUGUUGCAUAAUUUUCUAUCUACUAUAUGUCUAUAGAUAUUAUGGAGUAUCUAUCUUUGGCUGUUGCAUCCCAUUCGGUUCUCCCUUCCAUUUAGUUUUUGUAAGAUUGGGUGAAUGUUUCAGCCACACAGCUUAAUUGAGAUGAUAUUAA